AUGUCGAUCCGGCCACUUGAUGAAUGGGCCUCUGCCCGCACCCAGUCCCUUCCUCUCUCCGCUCUCAAAGGGGCUGUUGUUGGCAUCGAUGCGUCGCACUACAUUUCCCAGCAUCUUCUCCACCACUCGACCCGCGAGCCUUUGCUGGUCGCUUUGGGCGGCUUCCCGUUUGCGCUGAAGACCAAUAUUGAGAGAGAGUUACAGAGUUUCAAGGAAUUGGGUGUGGCAUGUCUUUUCGUCUUCAAUGGCCUAGAGUUUGGGAAGAAGGACCAGCGACCCCAUGUGCAGACAGAGUCAUUGCGAGCUUUUGAGCAAGCCUGGGAGCUUUAUGACCAACAACAGGCGGAUCAGGUAGUCGACGCAUUCAGUGGCGCGGGUAAGACGCCCUUUCUGCAUCCUCGUUAUUCCUGUUUACUGGUUUGCGCUGACAAAACUCCGCCCGCCCCAGGCACACCGCGGCCUGAAUCCCUUUACAGGUUCUUGCAGCGCAUCCUGUACCAAAAUGGCGUUGAUUUUAUCGUGGCGCCGUACAGUGCCGCAGCUCAGCUUUCCUAUCUUGCCAAGGGCUCCAACCCCGUCAUCGAUGCGGUCUUUGGGCCCUCUGAAGCACUUCUCUUCGACAUCGACAAAAUAAUCACACGGAUGGAUGUUGAGUCUUCUCAGUUUUUCUGGAUUACUAAACAAACCUGCCAAGAUGAAAUGGGUAGGCUAUCAAAUGAGCAGUUCCUGGAUUUCUGCCUGUUAUUGGGCUCACCGUUCCUGCGAACUUUCCCGGGCUUCGAAAACCCAGCAUUUCCGGGAAAAAGCGUCAGCAUUCGUGAUGCUCUUCCGAUAUUUAACCAAGCGGGUCGAAAUGCACUGGCUCUCUGUGCUCAGUUCGAAGAGGACCGUCGCGUGCAGGAACUUCAAUAUGCCGAUGCCUACAAGCGUGCAUUCAUGACGGUGAAGCACCAUGUGAUCAUGGAUGUGGAUGGCAAGGUCGCGCCUAUGGAUUGGGAGAACGCCCCGUCCGAUAUGCAUGAGCUGAUCGGCCAGCGAUUGCCUGAAGAAAUUUACUUUUACCUCUCCAAGGGUGUCCUUGGCCCGGAAAUUCCUAACUAUCUGACAUCUGGCGAGGUCCGAAUCUCCCUUCCAUUGGGAGUUGAAGAUACCGAAAUAUAUCGCCAAACUGUGAGCAGCACGCUCACUCCAAUCAGGACUCAAUCCAUCUGUUUACUCUCGAAUUCCCUUCACAGGUUCUACCAGACUAAAGUGAUCAAUAUACGGACAUGGUUUGACGAAAAGUCAGACAAGUCCAUCACACUGAAGACGCUUCCAUCUGUCAAGGAAACCAUCCAGGCGUGGAAGAUCCGCUCUGACCAGCUGCCUGAGGGAGUAAAGAAGCUACAGGACGAAAUUCUUGCCAACGUCUACUGGAGGUUCCUGCAGUUGCGAGGCUACAUAGAUGAGAAGCACCGACUGACCUCAUGGGGUGUCUGCCUCGACCAAGCGCUUUCCGUCCUUGAUCCCGCCGAUAAUUUGGAAGAGGCGACGUUCCUCGCCAUUGAAUUGAUUCGUUUCGGACUCCUGAAUUUCAAAGAGUGGUUUUCUCAUGUCUCAGGAGGACCAAUGAGAGGUUCAGAUGAGGACAAGAAGUUCAAUAUCCUGAUCUCACGUGUGGCUUGUAUCGCUAAGAUACAACACAAGAAUAUCGGUUAUUCAGGGCCCCUAAGCAGGCAAUUGCUCUGUUACCGCUCUCUUAUUUCUGAGGUCCGCUCCACAUUAAGAAACCUGAUCGAAGUUGUUUUAGCUAGUCUGCUUCUCAGCGGAGAUGCUAGCAGAGAUCGGAAUGACUGGACUGAGAUGAGUAUCAAACUUCCGUUCAUUGACGACAAUGACUGCGGUCUCGGCAUUGCAGUGCGCACAUAUCUCGAUGACCUGCCCCUGCAGGCAGACCCAACUUCGCCGGAGGCACGGUUAGAGGUAAAGUCCAAGGGUAAAGAGUGGUUUCAGCACAGUGACAGCUUUACGAGCAACCUGGAAAAGGCUUUCAAGCUCUGGGAUGCGGUGAGUGCCAAAGAAUCGAACCAAUUUUCACCACACGAGCUGAUCUUUUUCUUCUACCAGGUUUACAAGGGCACACAGAACGCCAGUAAAGAAUUUAAAGACGUUCAAUUGUGGAAGGAGGCAAAUGAAUGGUUGUCGGCGAGGCGAUAG
Messenger RNA from Aspergillus fumigatus Af293, 2196 nucleotides. Lineage: Eukaryota; Fungi; Ascomycota; Eurotiomycetes; Eurotiales; Aspergillaceae. The record is from RefSeq and is a predicted model, not a curated record.